CCCAGGCGGUCAGUCUGUUCCGCCGCUGCCCAGCGAGAUUGCGCAGCGGCCGCUGAGCGCAGCCCCAGGGGGCCGUCCUGACGCCCGGCCAUGGCGGCGGUCAGCAUCAACGCGCUGCCCGAGACCCUCCUGCUGGAGCUGUUCACGCACGUGCCCGCCCGCCAGCUCCUGCUGCACUGCCGCCCGGUCUGCAGCCUCUGGCGGGACCUCAUCGACCUGGCCACCCUCUGGAAGCGCAAGUGCCUGCGCGAGGGCUUCGUCACCGAGGCCUGGGACCAGCCCGUGGCCGACUGGAAGAUCUUCUACUUCCUGCGCAGCCUCCACAGGAACCUGCUGCACAACCCCUGCGCUGAAGAGGGGUUUGAGUUCUGGAGCCUGGACGUGAAUGGAGGUGAUGAGUGGAAGGUGGAGGACCUGUCCAAAGACCAGAGGAAGGAGUUCCCCAAUGACCAGGUCAAGAAAUACUUCGUGACUUCUUAUUACACCUGUCUCAAGUCCCAGGUGGUGGACCUCAAAGCUGAAGGGUAUUGGGAGGAGCUGAUGGACACCACACGGCCGGACAUCGAGGUCAAGGACUGGUUCGCAGCCAGGCCUGACUGUGGGUCCAAGUACCAGCUGUGCGUUCAGCUCCUGUCGUCCGCACAUGCCCCUCUGGGGACCUUCCAGCCGGAUCCCGUGACGAUCCAGCAGAAGAGCGAUGCCAAGUGGAGGGAGGUCUCCCACACGUUCUCCAACUACCCGCCCGGCGUCCGCUACAUCUGGUUUCAGCACGGCGGCGUGGACACUCACUACUGGGCCGGCUGGUACGGCCCGAGGGUCACCAACAGCAGCAUCACCAUCGGGCCCCCGCUGCCCUGACCGCCCGCGCGCACCCAUCCACCGACCCCUGACUGGUAAAUUGUUGGGCUCAGGGCGGGGAGGCGGAAGUGGGCCGUCCCUGCCCCCUCCGUGUGUGCCCCCAGUUGCCUUCCGUCUGGGCAGUCCCCAUGAGCUGUGGAGCCAGCCCUCCCCCAUGGCCCCACUGGGAUGGUGGCAGGAGCUCGCGUGGGUCCCUCAAGGAGAUGGGGCGAGCAGUUCAGGGGGUGCAGGGCGUUCUCCCAGGCUCCCCUGCGAGUGGGUCUCCAAGCCUGGUGCCAACCUAGAGAGCUGUGUGUCUACCGGCCCCGCCACAGAGUGGGGACUGGUAAGAUGUGUGGCAAGCGUGCACGUGCUGGGUGGCCACCCUGGGGUCUGCCGCCCCUCCACUCUGUCUCUGCCUGUCCCCUGAGAGAGGCCCAGGUUGGGCCGGGCUGGGGCGUCCUCCCUGUCAGCCAAGCCCCGGAAGCCACGUGGCUCUCAGGGCCGACGCUCCCACAAGCCCCAGGGAAUCCUGCACAGGUGACCCGGGCAGGUGGGGGACAGGAUCGGGCCCCGACUUGGGGAGCUUGGAUGAGUGUGCGCCCCGGAUGAGUGUUGAAGGGGGUUCUCAGGGACCACCGAGUACCACCCACCUCCAAGUACCCCCUCCCCAUGCCCUUGGAACUGCUGCUCACAGGAUCCCACCCCACCCCCCACCCCCGCCUGUGCUGCAAGGACAGUGUUCUGACCUCGCCCUCUGCUUGAAGCCAAAUAAAAGGAGUUCCCAGGCCGACCUGUGCCGUGUGUCUUGUGGGUGGAAAGAUGGAGCCCGCAGGCGGCCUGCCUGGAGGAGGUGCCCGGGGUGG
Molecule: messenger RNA, 1703 nt
Organism: Lepus europaeus (European hare)
Lineage: Eukaryota; Metazoa; Chordata; Mammalia; Lagomorpha; Leporidae
Product: F-box only protein 44
Exons: 6
Coding region: 91-858 (255 amino acids)
Biological process (GO): SCF-dependent proteasomal ubiquitin-dependent protein catabolic process; glycoprotein catabolic process
Cellular component (GO): SCF ubiquitin ligase complex; cytoplasm
Molecular function (GO): ubiquitin protein ligase activity; protein binding
Source: RefSeq, a predicted model, not a curated record